Molecule: messenger RNA, 942 nt
Organism: Haliotis rubra (blacklip abalone)
Lineage: Eukaryota; Metazoa; Mollusca; Gastropoda; Lepetellida; Haliotidae
Product: putative polypeptide N-acetylgalactosaminyltransferase 9
Exons: 2
Coding region: 1-942 (313 amino acids)
Cellular component (GO): Golgi apparatus
Source: RefSeq, a predicted model, not a curated record
AUGAAUCUGACGCAUCCAGGAGUCGGUGGGACAGGUCUAUUGUUAGAUGUGUCGAAACUACCCAAAGAAGAAGCCGAGAAGUUCCAGAGGAGUUUGGAGCAGAGGGAGUACUCCAGUUAUACCAGUAGUCUCAUACCUCUCCAGAGAUCUCUGCCUGAUAUCCGUCUUAAAGGAUGUCACUCGUUGUACACAGACCUCAAUCUCCCUGAAACCAGUGUGAUCAUUAUCUUCUACAACGAGCACUGGUCAGUCGUGUUACGGACUAUCCACAGCAUCAUGGACAACACUCCACCUCAUCUCAUCAAGGAGGUCAUCUUAGUGGACGAUGCGUCCACAGACGAGGUUCUGAAGGAACCGUUAGAGGAAUAUGUCUCCCGAUUCAGGAAAGUACAGCUACUGCGAGCUGAGUCCCGGCAGGAUUCUAGAAGCUUCAAAAUCGUCAAAAUCCACGAAUGGGGGAAGCGAAAGAGUCUUUUAAUACCCACUCUUACCUUCCCCAAUCUUUUCUUCACCUGGUCCUCCAUGUCAGAAGAAGAGUGGAAGAAGAGAACACGGGAGACUGAUCCAGUUCGGUCUCCAGCCAUGGUUGGAUGUGUCAUUGCCGUCAGCAGGAGUUGGUUCAAGAAACUUGGAAUGUUUGAUCCUGGUUUGGAAAUCUGGGGUGGGGAGAAUACCGAGUUAUCUAUCAAGACGUGGCUAUGUGGAGGUGGACUGGAGAUCAUUCCCUGUUCGAAUGUAGCGCACAUGUACCAUCCUCAUCGACCAUCAGAAGAAAGUGACAUCAGGUACAAAAGAAACAUAGCUCGAGUGUCCAACGUAUGGUUGGACAAGUACAAACAUUACACUGACAAUUGUGACGGUAGCAUUGCGGAUUAUGGUGACAUUUCGGAUAGGAUAGCACUCAGAGAUUCACUGAAAUGUCAUCCAUUUGAGUUUAUUUGA